This is a messenger RNA of Rhodamnia argentea, 2064 nucleotides long. RefSeq lists its product as uncharacterized. Gene Ontology annotation, biological process: DNA integration. The transcript has 5 exons. Gene Ontology annotation, molecular function: RNA-DNA hybrid ribonuclease activity; nucleic acid binding. The record is from RefSeq and is a predicted model, not a curated record. Bases 1 to 2064 code for a protein of 687 amino acids. NCBI's taxonomy places the organism in Eukaryota, Viridiplantae, Streptophyta, Magnoliopsida, Myrtales, Myrtaceae.
AUGGUCAGUAGUAGGGGCAUCGAAAUUGAUCCGUCCAAGGUAAAGGCCAUAUGCGAAUUGCGACCCCCGUCUUUUGUGAAGGAAGUUCGCAGGUUGCUGGGGAGAUUGAACUAUGUGGCAAGAUUCAUAUCCCAUCCGUCAGAGACUGCUAGACCAUUUUUCAAGCUUCUCAAGAAGAAUGCGAAGAUUGUGUGGGAUAUCGAAUGUCAGACCGCUUUUUUGAAGAUUCAGCAAUAUCCGACUCAUUCCCCUGUUCUGGUUCCACCUGUUCCCGGCGUGCCUCUAAUCCUUUAUCCGACCAUCCAUAAGGAAUCCUUGGGAGCUAUAUUGGUGCAGAAAAGACCAUCAGAUGGAAAGGAAUGUGUGAUAUACUAUCUCAGCAAGAAAUUCUUUGAUUCCCAAGCUAAUUACUCGGAGGUCGAGAAGACUUGCAUAGCUUUAGUUUGGGUAUUACACAGAUUGCGGCAGUAUACCCUUCACCAUCAGAUCAUGUUAACCACCGAAUGUGAUCCCAUCAAGUAUCCGCUAGAAAAGCCGGCGUUGGUUGGCAAAUUGGCCAAGUGGCAGAUUCUUAUUUCUGAGUUCGAUGUGCAGACCAUGACACGUAAGUCGGUGAAAGGUCGAGCAAUAGUAGACAUGUUGGCAGAGAAUGCUGCGGGACUACAAACGGGAGAUGAAAUAGACCCUCUUGAUGAUCGUGUUUUACUGGUUACUGUAGAAAAGUGGGUCAUGUACUUUGACGGAGCUGUUAACUUAUCCGGAUCUGGCACGGGGGCGUGUGCCGUAGAGAUGAAAAUUCGGAGACUGCAAGUUUAUGGCGACUCUGCCCUCAUUAUCCUUCAGAUAGAAGGAAAGUGGAAAACUCGUGACCCGAAGUUGAUCCCGUAUCACGAGUUUCUGGAAGAUAUAAUCGAAGAGUUCGAUGAGAUAGCGUUCGAGUAUCUUCCUAGAGCCCAGAACCCGUUCGCAGACGCGUUGGCCACCUUAUCCUCAAUGUUUCAAGUGACUGCAGGUUCGGACAUCGAGCCAUUGAGAAUUGAAAUCUUGAAGCAUUCCGCUUACUCCAUGCCAAUAGACGAAGAGGCGGAUGGAGAGCCCCGGUAUCAAGAUAUUAAGGUUUACCCGCAAACCGGAGAGUUUCUCGAAGGUAGUGAAGCGGCUGACAGGAAAUAUCCGAUGAAACUGUCUUCAAAAUUUUUCCUCGGCGGCGAUACGUUGUACAAGAGGUCAUAUGACUCCGUUCUCCCGAGGUACGUUGAUGCCAAGGAAGCCAAUCAGUUGAUGAGUGAAAUCCAUGAGGGUGAAUGUGGCCCCCAUAUGAAUGGCCACCUACCGAGUAAGAAGAUCAUGAGAUUGGGAUAUUACUGGCUCACUUUGGAAGCCGAUUCGAGUUCGUAUGCCAAUGUCAUAGCCAAGAACGUAGCCGGGUUUUUGCGUCGAGAUGUCUUUGCUCGAUAUGGAGCGCCGGAGGCUAUAAUCACCGACAACGGCUCAAACCUCAAUAACAAGGUGGUUGAUGAGGUUCUUGGUGAGUUCCGCGUUCGGCAUUUGAAUUCUUCGCCUUACCGCCCGCAGAUGAAUGGUGUGGUAGAAGCGGCGAACAAGAAUAUCAAGAAGAUUAUGUCCAAGACAGCAGAGAAUUAUCGGGAUUGGCAUGAGAGGCUCCCCUAUACACUGAUGGCAUACCGGAUAUCGAUCCGCACUUCAACCGGGGCAACUCCUUUCUUGUUGGCAUAUGGUAUGGAAGCGGUGCUACCGGUGGAAACAGAGAUUCCAUCACUCGGGAUUCAGUCACGAUUGAAACUAUCAGAAGCAGAGUGGAUUCAACAGAGAUAUGAACAGUUGAAUAUGAUCGACGAGAAAAGAUUGCGGGCUAUCUGUCAUGAUCAAUGUUACCAGAAGCGUGUGGCAAAGUCGUUCAACCGUAAAGUUCGUCCCCGGGUUUUCGAGAUUGGAAUGGGACAGUUCGUAAAAUUCCAAGAUGCUCUGUUAGCACAGAUCCUCGGAAGAGUGAACACAAAGGGUCAACUGGUCUUUGCGGCCCGGAUUCAUCCGAUGAGAUGA